Molecule: messenger RNA, 654 nt
Organism: Dreissena polymorpha
Lineage: Eukaryota; Metazoa; Mollusca; Bivalvia; Myida; Dreissenidae
Product: complement C4-B-like
Exons: 5
Coding region: 1-654 (217 amino acids)
Source: RefSeq, a predicted model, not a curated record
AUGGCGACGUCCAUGGUGAGAUAUGUAUAUGGCAAAGAAGUUGAAGCCACUGUCGGACUUGACGUUGGCGUCAGGAAAACGGGGAACAUAUCUGAGCCUGACAGGGGUAGAUCUGUAACAAUGGCAAGACAACAGUUAAAAAAUGGGAAAGCGUCAUUUGUCGUCGAACUUGAUAAGUUGAACAACGAUCAGGAAGCAUUUGCCGUUGAAAACGCCGUUUUAGUGUUGACUUCAACAGUGGUUGAAUCUGCAACAGGGAAAGAAGAAUCCAGUUCAGAUCACUCUGUCACGUUCGUGAAAUACCCUUUCAAAUUUGACUUAUCGCGUUCAAAGAAAACUUACCGAUCAGGAGUUCCAUACUUUUUGCAAGUAGACAUGCUCUAUCCGAACGGAACUCCAGCUAAACGGUAUGAUUUCAUUCUAGAGGUUUAUAACGGAGGACAAUUGGCUUCAAACACAAGUCAUAUAACAAACAAAAAGGGUCAGUGUGUUUAUUUAAUAGCACCAGUGUUCGAGGAAAUGGAUCGGAUGUUAAAAUUGUAUGUCCGCGGCUUUGAAGAGUUUGCAAUCGAAUAUCAAUUAAAACACGACAGUCGAAAGAAACCCCUUAUUGUUGAGCAAGUUCAAGAAGUAAUCACAUUUUCAUCAUUAUGA